Molecule: messenger RNA, 1113 nt
Organism: Monascus purpureus
Lineage: Eukaryota; Fungi; Ascomycota; Eurotiomycetes; Eurotiales; Aspergillaceae
Source: the annotation of a GenBank genome assembly
AUGGUACACACCAAAGUAGUCAUCAUUGGCUCCGGCCCCGCUGCACACACAGCCGCCAUCUAUCUUUCGCGAGCGGAGCUCAAACCAGUUCUCUAUGAGGGCAUGCUCGCUAACGGCACCGCUGCCGGCGGUCAGCUCACCACAACCACUGACAUUGAGAACUUCCCCGGUUUCCCCGAUGGAAUCGGUGGAGCAGAGCUGAUGGAGAACAUGCGCAAGCAAUCCGCCCGGUUCGGCACUGAGAUCAUCACAGAGACCAUCUCGAAAGUCGACCUGUCACAGAGACCGUUCAAGCUGUGGACGGAAUGGAACGAUGGCCCCGACAAUGAACCGGCUCACACUGCCGAUGCCGUCAUCAUUGCAACUGGCGCCAAUGCCCGUCGUCUCAACCUGCCCGGUGAGGAGAAGUACUGGCAAAACGGAAUCAGCGCGUGUGCCGUCUGUGACGGAGCCGUGCCCAUCUUCCGCAACAAGCCCCUCUACGUGAUUGGAGGUGGAGACUCUGCUGCCGAGGAGGCCAUGUUCCUGGCCAAGUACGGUAGCAACGUUACUGUUCUCGUUCGUCGAGACAAGCUGCGGGCCAGCAAAGCCAUGGCUAACCGUCUGCUCAGCCACCCCAAAGUUACCGUCCGCUUCAACUCCGUUGCUGUGGAGGUGCUUGGUGAGGCAAAACGUAAUGGUCUGAUGACCCAUUUGAAAGUCAAGGACACCGUCACUGGCCAGGAGGAGGUCGUCGAGGCCAAUGGUCUGUUCUACGCUGUUGGCCACGAUCCCGCCACCGCAUUGGUCAAGGGUCAGAUUGACCUCGACGAGGAUGGCUACAUUAUCACGAAGCCGGGUACUAGCUACACCAGCCUCGAAGGCGUCUUCGCUUGCGGUGAUGUUCAGGACAAGCGUUACAGGCAAGCUAUCACCAGUGCAGGAUCCGGCUGUAUCGCGGCUCUGGAAGCAGAGAGAUUCCUCUCCGAAGCCGACAACGUUGAGGAGGAGAACCUGAAGGGCAUAAGUGUCGAGAAGUCCGCCAUCCAACCCGCCGCUCAGGAGACAGGCGUCAAAACCGACAAUGAUGCCAGCGCUGCCGUUCCCGAGUACAAAUCCAACCCUCUCCUCUAA